AUGGUGACGCCGACCCAGCACGCGAGCGACGAAGCUCCUUCUCCACGUCAUCAAGCCUAUCCAGACGACGGCGCUCCAUUGCGGACGGCGCUGGACCCGCUUUUCCGCCGUGACUGUCACCUCCCCGUCGCCCACGACGCGCACGCCCACUUGCGCUCGAGCGCACAGGCGACUGCGGGCGAGAUAGGCCCUGCUGACGCUGGCGGCCAGGAAAACGGUCCCCGCGACGAGGGGAGUAGAGCCGCUGGCGCUUUGCAGGAGGGGGCGAACACGGAGCUGGGGGCCGACGCCCAGACGUCUGGCGGGCACGCGACCGCUGGCGAGAUGAACGAGGAGGGGGCGAACGAUGACGAUGCAAACGGCGGUCACGGGAUCGGCUUCGCGACGCCACGCGACGAGGCGAACGAGGAGACAGCGGCGAACGGGCCGCACCGUGACGAUCAUCGCGGCGGCUCUCCCGCUUAUCGUCGCGAGCUGCCGACGAGCGACGGCGAGGCGAACGCUCCUGCUCGCGCUGCUGGUCCUCGAAGCGGCGGCGGAUCUGAUCAGCGGACGCCGGUGGAGCAACAGGUACGCUCGCGGCAGGGCGUGCAGGAGGACGCGGACGGGGAGCGGGAUCGCUCUCCGUGGGGCAGUCGCGGCCCAGAGCGCCGAGGAAAUCCAUCAGCGAGCGCUCAGGGCGCUCCACUGCCACAAGAGGAGCCGACGACGCCGAUCUCCUAG
Messenger RNA from Closterium sp. NIES-65, 723 nucleotides. The record is from the annotation of a GenBank genome assembly. NCBI's taxonomy places the organism in Eukaryota, Viridiplantae, Streptophyta, Zygnematophyceae, Desmidiales, Closteriaceae.